ACCCUAAACGCCAGGGCCACAAGCCCAACUCGCUAGGUUGAUGAAGAGUUCUCUCGCCGGGCUCGGCGCGGCGAUCUACUCCUCUUCCCUUGUCCGGCCGCCGCCCUUCCACGGCCGAGUAUCGGCAAGGUUCGUCGCGGUCCGAGAAAUGAGCACCAGCUGUACCAGUUUCUCGACCCGGGUUUUCCAGCUCCGGCGCGACCCCCUUACCGGGGAUUCCGAGUGGAUAGUCGUUGAAGAAGGAGGCGAGGGAGAGGGAGGGGAGGGUAAGCAUGGUGCUAAGUGCCUUCUGGCCACCACCUCUUACCUCGAUAUGCUCAAUGAUUCCUGUCGGAAUCGGGCAUUCCGAGCGGCUAUUGAGAAGACGAUCAAGGGUCCUUGCCACGUCCUUGACAUCGGAGCUGGAACUGGCCUAUUGUCAAUGUUGGCAGCACGCACGAUGGAGAAAUUUGGUGAAUCCUCAGUGGCGACUGUGUCAGCUUGUGAGUCUUACCUUCCCAUGGGGAAGCUAAUGCGUAGAGUAUUGCGGGGAAAUAAGAUGGAGAAGAAGAUAAAGGUCUUCCACAAGCGAUCUGAUGAGCUUGUUGUUGGCGUGGACCUUAAAUCACGAGCAGCUGUGUUGGUUAGUGAGAUAUUAGACUCAGAAUUAUUGGGAGAAGGACUGAUACCAACUCUACAACAUGCUCAUGAUAUGCUACUCAUCAAGAACCCACAAACUGUUCCAUAUUGUGCCACUACCUAUGGACAGCUAGUUGAGAGCCCAUACCUGCAGAAGCUGCAGGAUUUGUUCCAUGGUGAAGCAAAUUUAUCCGAUGGAGUUCAUCUUACAUGUCCCGGUUUGGAAGGGAUUAUGGGCAUUAAAAAACAACAAUAUGCCAUGCAUUGUGAUGCCAUGUUCAAUGAUCUACGACUGUUGUCAGAGCCCUUCAAAGUUUUUGAGUUUGACUUUUGGAAACGACCAGAGAGUCAUGGUGAAAUCAAAAUAUCAGUAAAAGCUAGCAGUGAAGGCAAUGCCAAUGCUGUAAUUUCAUGGUGGGUGGUUCAGUUGGACUAUGAAGGUUCAGUGGUAUACACCACAGCUCCUAGAUGGAUUACAAGGACAGAUGAUAUAAAAGAAGCAACUUGUGUUCCUGACGCUAAAGAUUGGUGUGAUCACUGGAAGCAAUGUGUAUGGUUCAUUCCAGGACCAGGACUUCCUGUUUCCAAAGAUGAAAAUGUUGUCUUUAAUGCCACCCAUGAUGAAACUAAGAUUUCAUACCACCUCAAGUGUGAUAAUUCAUUGAUCUACAGCAACACCUAUGGGGACUGCCGUCUAGAGCUUUCACCGGAAAGAAUUGCCUUGUAUGGCGACAGAGAUUGGAGGUCAGGGUUAAUGACUGCUAUGAGAAAUAUCUUGCAUGCACAAUCUUCUCAAUUUUGUGUCGUUGCUGAUGAUAGUGUGUUCUUAACAAUUCUAACUGCAUGUCUCUCCAAAAAUGCAACCAUAGUUUCAAGUUUUCCUGGGCUACAAGAAAAAGGUGAAAAGUAUCUGCAAGCUGUUGCCAACGCAAAUGGUUUUUCUAUGGAUCGUAUAAAAGUUAUGGGAAUGAGGUCACCCAACCUGGCUAAAAAUAAUCUUAUACAAAGAAAGGUUGAUCUUCUGGUUGGAGAGCCAUUCUACUAUGGAACUGAAGGGGCGCUCCCAUGGCAGAACCUACGAUUUUGGAAGGAGAGGACUCUACUUGACUCCGUGUUGUCUGAAGAUGUCAUCGUCAUGCCUUUUAAGGGAGUACUAAAAGUUUGUGCCAUGUCUCUUCCGGAUCUUUGGAGAAGCCGGUGUUGCCUGGAAAAUGUUGAAGGCUUUGAUCACUCGGUCGUGAAUGAGACUCUGGGUGCAUGUGGCAAUUUACCACGAAUGAUCGAAGGUCCUUGUCUGCCUUAUUAUGUCUGGCAGUGUGGUGAGGUUCAGGAACUCAGCGGUGUUCUUCCACUCAUGGAGUUCGAUUUCGCAAAUCCUAUCCAUUCUUGUUCUGGGAAAACAAAGAUGUGGUUCUCCAAACCGGGACUAUGCCAUGGUUUUGUACUCUGGAUCGACUGGGUAAUGGAUGAAAAAGGCUCCGUCGUAAUGUCAGCUGGACCAGCUAGUAGAUACCAGAAACAGGGAGUGAAGCUUCUCAGCCAGCCUUUCAAUGUCAAUACGACCGACUGUUUUGUUGAGAUAGAGGCGUCUUUCGAUCAUUCUUCCGGGGAAAUCACUGUCUCAUCAUUCUUUUCACCAUUGCAAUCAGGUUCUUCAUUACCAAUUGACCAAAAGAGCAACUAACCUAACAAAGAUCAAGAAUAGACUCUGAAUUAAUGAAAGUGAUACGACAUCAACUUUGAGCAGACUCAUCCUUAAAAUGAGUCGCUUGAGUGUCCCACCAAUGAUUUAGCCUUCCACAUGCAAAUCAUAAUAAUUAGGUUUGGUUCAUUUUUGGUCCGAGAUACCCGAGCAUUCUGUCGGAGCAACAAGCCUAGCUCCAUGAUCGCAUCUCUUUUCGUCUGGAAAGGAGGAGAAUAAAAAGAGGAAGCCUGGCCGGAUGAGAUUG
Messenger RNA from Zingiber officinale, 2567 nucleotides. RefSeq names its product protein arginine N-methyltransferase 7-like. Gene Ontology annotation, biological process: peptidyl-arginine methylation. Bases 41 to 2302 code for a protein of 753 amino acids. Gene Ontology annotation, molecular function: protein-arginine omega-N monomethyltransferase activity. The transcript has 15 exons. Lineage: Eukaryota; Viridiplantae; Streptophyta; Magnoliopsida; Zingiberales; Zingiberaceae. The record is from RefSeq and is a predicted model, not a curated record.